Messenger RNA from Agrilus planipennis (emerald ash borer), 675 nucleotides. RefSeq names its product mediator of RNA polymerase II transcription subunit 9 (gene MED9). The transcript has 4 exons. The record is from RefSeq and is a predicted model, not a curated record. Gene Ontology annotation, biological process: regulation of transcription by RNA polymerase II. Bases 236 to 580 code for a protein of 114 amino acids. Gene Ontology annotation, cellular component: mediator complex. Gene Ontology annotation, molecular function: transcription coregulator activity. Lineage: Eukaryota; Metazoa; Arthropoda; Insecta; Coleoptera; Buprestidae.
CGUCGAUAACUAUUGGUAUGAUACUGGAAUACUGGUACUACAGGUACUACUAUAGCAAUAAAACUGAUUGUUUAUGCUGAAAAGAUGCUGAAUGUGCUGAUUGUUGCAACAACUGGCAAUAACCAUAGACAAACAACAACAGUGGCUCUUACAGAAAAAUCUAAAAAUAUUUUAAAACAUCGGUAUUAAUUUUUAAUCAUUUUUUAAUUAACAUUAGUGAUAACCAUGCGAAGUAAUGGAUUCCAAUAACGAAUCAAAUUCAGAUCUACAAAAACGGAUGACUGUGGAUGAUUUAAAUAUAGAAAUUUUACCAGUGUUUUAUGAAAUUAUUAAGAGUGUUGAGAGGGACCAUCACGAUAAUACCGCUAAAACACGAGAGUCCCAAGAUUGCUCUCAGAAAGUUUUAGAACUUCAAAAACGAUUCGAUCAGGCUCGGUCACAGAUAAGUUUACUACCAGGCAUUGAUUAUAGUAAAGAACAGCAACUUCAACAUUUAGAAGCCCUUAAAACUCAACUUCAUUUGAAACAAGAACUUUUAUACAAGUACCGGUUUAUGUAUCCUUUCCAAAUGCAGAAGUAAACAGAAAUGGUAUUAAGAUUGCUAUUAAAAUAUCUUGUAAAUAAUGAGCAAUUGGUCCAUCGACUGAGUCAAUCAUAUCCAGUUCGAAGGGCAGC